AUGAGUGGUGUCCUGGGCUCUGCAGUCCUUACUGGUUUCCUCCGCCACAUCCGCGCUGCGCGAAGCAAUGCACCGGAAAAACAUCUCCGCUUUAUUGUCACUACUUGCACUGCCGAAUCAAAAACGCACCUGCACAAGCAGUUCUUGCAAGAUGCAGACCGCAUUUCCUUCGUCAGUGGCGGGGGCAAGGCGAACGUGGUCGCGAUGCAAAGCGCCGAUGUCGUGUUCUUGGCCUUCCCUUCUUCUCUUGCCUCUACCAUCUUAUCUAACGAACAUGACCUUGCCAGUGACCUUGCCAAUAAACUUGUUGUCAGCCUGCUAAGAGAUGUGAGUACGACGGAGAUUGAUAUUCUGAUUGAUCCGCAAUGGCCUGAUAGCAAAACAUCUGGAGGUUGCCCGCCGCCGAUUAUUGUGAGUGCUGCGCCGUACCCUGGUGAGGGCUUGAGGAUUGUUCGGAGAAGCAGCCUACAAUUUAUCCCAAAAGACGCGAGUAAUACCUUGCAUUGGCUUUUCGCGAUGGUUGGGACACUUGAUGACAAGAAGAAGACUUAG
Molecule: messenger RNA, 552 nt
Organism: Aspergillus nidulans FGSC A4
Lineage: Eukaryota; Fungi; Ascomycota; Eurotiomycetes; Eurotiales; Aspergillaceae
Exons: 2
Coding region: 1-552 (183 amino acids)
Source: RefSeq, a predicted model, not a curated record